Messenger RNA from Bursaphelenchus xylophilus (pine wood nematode), 1620 nucleotides. NCBI's taxonomy places the organism in Eukaryota, Metazoa, Nematoda, Chromadorea, Rhabditida, Aphelenchoididae. The record is from the annotation of a GenBank genome assembly.
AUGAGGACAUCACAAUCUUCAAUAUUAUUUUGCAUAUUUCUUACAUUUCCUUUAUCUUUUGCCCGAUUUGGCGGUGAUUUCCGGGCCUUUGUCCAUAAUCGGUAUGGAAUUGAAAUUGCACAAAGAUUGGAACGGCUGGAUAUUGGUGAAGACGCUUCAGUUGGAGGAAAUGAAGCCGGUGAAGGACGGUACAAAGGGCAGCCUGUGAUUAUAGUCCAUGGAAUUACCAACAAAGUUUCACGGUUUCAGGUAAGGAGCUAAUUUUUAUCGAGAAAACCUUGAAGUAAAUUUGAUGAUAAUUCGAGUAAAGGUCUACGGUUACUUUGUGUAUCGAAAAUUCCGAGUUUUUGCAAAAAUAGCCAAAAUUUCAAAUCCAAAGGUUAAUGCUUGAUUUGAAAGGUCCAAGUAAAAAUUUUGGUACACUAUCUCUGCAAAAACUUACUUUUUUCGCCAAAUAUUUGCAGGGACCUAGCCAAAAAAAAGUUUUUUCUGACCGUCUCUCCUCACUUUCCAUUAUUUGUCUUUAAAAUUCGCAUAGCAUCCGGGCCUGCCUUGUAAAGCAAAAUUCUACUUUUCCCAGAUACCGCUUUAUACCUAGUUUUCCAUACUUGAACGCAUGGCUUUUUCAGGGCACAAUAAACGAGCUGCGCCGUCACGGAUACAAAGGUGGGAUCUUUGGCACAACUUACGGAGAUGGUGGCGUAACACCAGCCGGGUUGGUGGAGAUGAAAUGCGACUAUGUCAAGCAAAUCAGGUAACUAAAAAAAUUUUAAUUUCUUAAAAUUUUUUUAGAAGCUUAAUAAUCGCUGUCUACGAAUACAUUGGGGACAAAGUUGAUAUCAUCGCGUAUUCCAUGGGCUCUCCCAUUGCUCGAAAAGCCAUAUUAGGAGGUCUUUGUGUGGACACCCGAGAAGUGAUUGGCCCUCCGAUCACCGAGUUGGUAGACACUUUCCUUAGUGUGGCUGGAGCGAAUUCAGGUGCCGUUUUAUGUUUUGUCCCGAUUCCUGUUGGAACGUGCAAUCGGAAAAAUGGAUUGCAUUGCGAUUCCGAGUUCUUGGCCGACAUAAACAGUCAGCAGCGGUAUGAGGGAUCCCACGUGUUCAGUAUAUUCUCGACAAAUGAUGAUAAAGUAAGUUUGGAGAAGGAAAUUUCAAGAACGAAGGGGCCAAGGCCUUGCAAGGAUAAAAUUGUCCGAUUGCGAUGCAAUUGGGAAUAAAUUGAGAUUACAAUUUUACAAGGUAUAUGCGAUAGGUUUAGAUUGCUAUUUCUAGCCUAAAAAAGCAAAAAAUGAACUUUUUUCGACCUCAUUUCCCGUAGAAUCCUUUCAGCGAAGACCUUUGAAUAUAUCGGUUACGCAUGCAAAGCAUCAGCUAAGAUUUUUAGAAACUGAUUAUGGUACUAUCCGUGCCUUGGCCACAAAAUUUUAAGGCAAUCCCGCUACUGUAAAUAGAGUUAUGACAAAAAAUAUUGCUUUAGGUGGGCUACCGCGCCUGUGGAAAGUUGGCAUCGCCGAUUCGAGGUGAAGAUGGGUUCGUUCGAAAGAAGGGACUAAACCACGAUCAAACAAUGGAUUCGACCGCACUAAUGCAGAUUAAUUUUAUUCGAAAACAUAAGCCGUAA